Paramecium octaurelia is the source of this 487-nucleotide messenger RNA. Lineage: Eukaryota; Ciliophora; Oligohymenophorea; Peniculida; Parameciidae. The record is from the annotation of a GenBank genome assembly.
AUGAAAAUGUUACAUAAUUGGGAUAUCAAAUCAUUUUAGGAAUAGAUGGAUCCUUUAAAAAAUUAAAUGAUUCCUACUUCUCUAAUUAAUUUAUAAGCGAAAAUUACAAACUUGAAUCAGAUUAUUCUCUUGCUAAUUGUUUUAUGUAUUUAACUUUACCAACACCGAAAAUUUUGAUUUCUUGAGUUCAAUACAAGAGAAUCAAACAAAUAAUUCAUUCAGUUACAGCAUUCAACCAAGUAUUAAUAAUAGAUAAUAUAAUUUAGGAGGAGGUGGAAGCCAUAACAGUUUUUUUUUAAUAGUGUAAUAAAUUUCAACAACUUACUCGCCCCUUUAGUUUUAGAAACUAUCCAUCAAAUAAUUUGAAUUUUUUCCUUAGAAAGAAGCAAAGAUUAUUAUAUCUUAUUAAUAAGGAGAUUAUAUUUUUCAAAUAUUGGAGUACAUCCUAUAUUUGUUGAUAAGGAAUUUGAUAAAAUUUAAAUAUUGA